This is a messenger RNA of Triticum turgidum subsp. durum (durum wheat), 402 nucleotides long. NCBI's taxonomy places the organism in Eukaryota, Viridiplantae, Streptophyta, Magnoliopsida, Poales, Poaceae. The record is from the annotation of a GenBank genome assembly.
AUGGAGAAGCUUGGCAUGAAGGUCAUUACUGGUGUGAACCAUGUAACUAUCAAAAAGAGCAAGACCGUUACGUUUGUCCUCUCCAAGCCAGAUGUCUUCAAGAGCUCACACUCAGAAACCUAUGUCAUUAUCGGGGAGAUCAAGUUCGAGGACCUGAACACUGAGCUGCAGACACAAGCGGCAGAGCACUUCAAGGCGCCGGGCCCGAGCAGGGUCAAUUCAAAGGGUGAGCCGUUUGUGGCAGCAGUCCAAGAUGACGAGGAGGUCGACGAGCUGGGCGUUGACAAGAAGGACGUCGAGCUCGUGAUGAUGCAGGCCUCCGUGUCGAGAUCCAGGGCUGUGGAGGCACUCAAGGCUGCGGAUGGCGACAUCGUCAGCGCCAUCAUGGAGUUGCCUAACUAG